Molecule: messenger RNA, 447 nt
Organism: Penicillium taxi
Lineage: Eukaryota; Fungi; Ascomycota; Eurotiomycetes; Eurotiales; Aspergillaceae
Exons: 2
Coding region: 1-447 (148 amino acids)
Source: RefSeq, a predicted model, not a curated record
AUGGUCCAAUUCUCCAAUUCUCCAAUUCUCCAAAAUUCUACAACCUUUCUUCUUUUACUGAAAACUCCACCAAAAAAGCUAAAAAAUAGUGGGGAAAUCGAAGACCGGAUCAUUAAAGCCCUUGAAUUCUCUAUACUCAAUCGAAACCUAAUAUCGCGGAAAUUGCGCGAGAAUUCGUGGACCCUUGCGACUGACUUCUUCGGCGCUAGCAUGAAAUUAGCUCUUUUUGAAAAAAUCAACUAUGUUGAUAAGGUGGAAGUAUUAAUCAGUCGACAAAUUGAAAUCACAGCCAAUUCGAUACUUGAAGAGGCCCAUUCAGACACACAAAACCACCAUAAAUCGGCAAACACUGGCUAUAACGGUUCCUUGAACAUCUCCCCAAAUACUAACGUCGAUGUUGACGAGCAAUUGAUAUUGAAAGAAGUCUUGCUCUCAAUAAAUCUUUGA